Molecule: messenger RNA, 4631 nt
Organism: Calidris pugnax (ruff)
Lineage: Eukaryota; Metazoa; Chordata; Aves; Charadriiformes; Scolopacidae
Gene: MCTP1
Product: multiple C2 domains, transmembrane 1
Exons: 22
Coding region: 1-2592 (863 amino acids)
Biological process (GO): regulation of neurotransmitter secretion
Cellular component (GO): synaptic vesicle membrane
Molecular function (GO): calcium ion binding
Source: RefSeq, a predicted model, not a curated record
AUGGACAAACUCUGCGAGAUGCGCCGCAGUGCGGACCCCCCGGCCCCGCCGGCGGCCGGCGGCAAGGGGGACCUGCCGGCCGGAGCCAAAUGGAGCGGCUUCAAGCGGCGGCGGCAGGUGCUGGACCGCGUCUUCUCCUCCUCCCCGCCCAACCUCUGCUGCUCGGCCGCCGAGCAGCUGGAGCCGGGCGGCGAGUCCGGUUCCGCCCUGCGCCGGCUGCGGGAGCACCUGCUGCCCCAGGGCAAGGGCCCGCCGGCCGGCCGCAGGGAGGAGGCGGCGGCCGGCGGGGAUGAGGGGGCCAAGGGCGGGAAGGAGGGGCGCCGUCCCGGGGCCCACCUGUCCCACCAGAAGAGCUCCUCGCUGCCCAGCACCGCCUGCCUGGAGCAGCUGCUGCAGGGCUCGCCCACCGCCGGCAGGAGGAAGGAGCAGCGGGAGGAGGACGGCGACGGCAGCGCGAGAAAAAAUUUGGUUGAAACAAGUAAUGCAGAUUUUCCUUCUGGGGACCCCAGAAUGUACCAGUUGGACGUUACCCUAAGGAGAGGGCAGAAUUUAGCAGCACGGGACCGUGGAGGAACCAGUGACCCCUAUGUCAAGUUCAAACUUGGAGGAAAAGAAGUAUUUAGAAGUAAGACAAUACACAAGAACCUCAAUCCUGUGUGGGAAGAAAAAGCUUCCAUUAUUAUAGAUAACACAAGGGAACCGCUGUACAUAAAGGUCUUUGACUAUGACUUUGGACUUCAAGAUGACUUUAUUGGUUCAGCAUUUUUGGAUCUCACUUCAUUGGAAUUAAAUAGGCAAACAGAUGUUACUUUGAGUCUGAAGGAUUCUCACUACCCCGACCAUGAUCUGGGAAGUAUAUUGUUAUCAGUUCUGUUGGCUCCUCGAGAAGAACAGCGAGAAGCGACAAUGCUAAUGAGGAAGAGUUGGAAAAGAUCAAGUAAGUUUCAGACCCAGAGUUUACGCCUCUCGGACCUGCACAGAAAAUCUCAGCUCUGGAGAGGGAUAGUCAGUAUCACCUUGAUCGAAGGUCGUGAGCUGAAGGCCAUGGAUGCAAAUGGAUUAAGUGACCCUUACGUGAAGUUCCGGUUGGGACAUCAGAAGUACAAGAGCAAGAUUAUGCCAAAAACUUUGAAUCCUCAGUGGAGGGAGCAGUUUGACUUUCAUCUCUAUGAAGAACGAGGUGGAAUUAUUGAUAUUACCGUGUGGGACAAAGAUGCUGGCAAAAAGGAUGAUUUUAUUGGCAGGUGCCAGGUGGACCUCUCGAGCCUGAGCAGGGAGCACACCCACAAGCUGGAGAUGCCCCUGGAGGAGGGAGAGGGGUGCCUGGUGCUGCUGGUGACCCUCACCGCCUCGGCUGCCGUCACCAUCUCCGACCUCUCCGGCACCUCCCUGGAGGACCAGAAGGAGCGGGAGGAGAUACUCAAGAGAUAUAGUCUAAUGGCGAUGUUUCAUAACAUGAAGGAUGUGGGAUUUCUUCAGGUGAAGGUCAUCAGGGCAGAAGCGUUGAUGGCAGCUGAUGUCACAGGUAAAAGUGACCCGUUUUGUGUAGUUGAACUGAACAACGACAGGCUGCUGACCCAUACCGUCUACAAGAACCUCAACCCAGAGUGGAACAAAGUCUUCACAUUCAAUAUUAAAGACAUCCACUCGGUGCUGGAGGUGACAGUUUAUGACGAGGAUCGGGAUCGGAGCGCUGACUUCCUGGGCAAAGUUGCUAUACCAUUGCUGUCUAUUCAAAAUGGUGAACAGAAAGCCUACGUCUUGAAAAACAAGCAGCUGACAGGGCCAACAAAGGGGGUCAUCUAUCUUGAAAUAGAUGUGAUUUUUAAUGCUGUGAAAGCCAGCAUACGCACCUUAAUGCCCAAAGAACAGAAGUACAUUGAAGAGGAAAACAGACUGUCUAAACAGCUACUGGUGAGGAACUUUAUCCGGACGAAGCGUUGCAUCAUGGUGCUCAUAAAUGCUGCCUACUACAUCAGCAGCUGCUUUGACUGGGAUUCUCCCCCAAGAAGUCUUGCUGCUUUCUUGCUUUUUCUUUUUGUGGUCUGGAACUUUGAGCUCUACAUGAUACCACUGGCUUUGUUGUUGCUGCUGGCAUGGAACUACUUCUUGAUCAUAUCAGGGAAAGAUAACAGGCAACACGAUACGGUAGUGGAGGACAUGCUAGAGGACGAGGAGGAAGAGGAUGACAGAGAUGACAAGGACAGUGAAAAAAAAGGAUUUAUGAACAGACUUUAUGCCAUCCAGGAGGUGUGUGUCAGUGUCCAGAAUAUCCUUGAUGAAGUGGCUUCCUUGGGAGAAAGGAUCAAGAAUACUUUCAACUGGACUGUCCCAUUCCUGAGCUGCCUGGCCAUUGUUGCCCUCUUGGUGUUCACCAUCAUCCUGUAUUUCAUUCCACUGAGAUACAUUGUCCUUGUCUGGGGCAUCAACAAAUUUACAAAGAAGCUUCGAAACCCGUAUGCAAUUGACAACAACGAGCUGCUUGACUUUCUGUCCAGAGUUCCUUCAGAUGUGCAAUUGAUGCAGUACCAUGAGCUGAAACAGGAUCCCAGCCACAGCCCCAGCAAGAGGAAGAAAAACAACCCUGCCUAGCCAGCUCCACGUGCUGGGGGGACUCGUGUCUGCUGGGGGGGGAAGAUAAGAGAAAAAGCCUACACCUAAGCAGCAUUUCCUUUCUCUGAGCUGUUUAUUCAUUUUGCCUUUCUAUCGAACGAGGAGAUUUUGUAAAUACUGUAAAAAGGCAUUUCUCAUUGACUGUAUCCUGCGCACCGUAAAGACACGUUUGAGGAGGGUUUCUAGUGGGGUUUUCUCCCUUUGAAAGCCUUGUUAGAAACAGGGUAACGCGUUGAGGGAAUCAAAAUGGUGAAUAUGCACUGCUGCUUGAUGGUCAAAGACACCUGAAAUACUCAAACCAUGUCGACUAAAUCUGCAAAAGGUGUAAAUUUGAAUCUGACUCAAAAAUUCAGUCGGAUUGUGAGAAUUAAUAUUUUUAUCCAGUAAGUCACCAUUACAAUUUUCUAUGUUUUAUACAUUUCAAGAGAAGUACAAUGUAGUGGAGCCUACUGCACUUAAGUUUUACCAGAUUUUUUUGAACUCCAGACCCUGGUGUUAACUCCUGGUGCAACGUUUCCCUGUGCAGUAGGGGCUGCUUAUAAGAUAUUGAGAAACACCAAGUGCAAACCUCUUUUUUGGAGCUCCCAAAAGUUCCUGCCGUUUUUAUCAUUCCAUUGUAAGACCUGAAAAAUAUCUCUCUCUCUCUCAAAAUACUGCCAGGUUUGUAAACUGACUGCCUAUCUGAUUUUUUCUAUGUGUACCAGUAAUCUUCAUUUGUACCACAUCGUUCAGUGAAUGAAGUUCAUAGUUCUGCUUUGAUGGGAAUACUAUCGAUCUAACUCCAUAUUGCUUCGGGUGUCAUGCCAUGAACACCUUCCGUGCACAUAACUAUUUUAAUAUGGAAACCUUGCAGAAGAUGUUUUUGCUUUCAAAUCACGAGAUCAUAUUAAUACGCUUAAUGGUAUGACACAUUACCUGUUACUAAUGUGAAAUAUAGUGUAGAGGAGAAAAAAAUGCAGUUGUGGUAAAGCUGAUAUACCGGGUUUCUUUCCUUAGCUAAUGCCGUAGUCAGUUCUUCUGAUACGAUUGUGCCCUACUGCAUGGAAACUGCAUUGUUUUAUAAAUUACAUGGGACGUAGAGGAGAAACGUUUACAUUUCAAAUGUCUUAGUGGCCACUGCAUAACGAGUACUUGGGGAUAUACUCUGAUAGCUGCAUGUAGACCUUCCACGCUCAGCUCCCCGUGUAGAGGGCAGAGACUCCAUUCCUGAGGGACUACCCCUGCACAGCUCUUAGUCGUAGCUCCCGGCGACGUUCAAGGGGAUUCUUGCCCACGUGGAGAACGGCGGGACCUUCCUCGAGAGGAGGAGCCUUCCCGCCGUCCUCUCUGGGCUACCUCUCGUUGGUGGCAGUUGCUGGUGAAGUUAUAUUGCACUACUCUAAGAAUACUUUUUGAAAAGACUAUUUAGAAAUACUUUGCAAGCAAAUGUGUAUAUAUAUAUAUAUAUAUAUAUAUUUGUCAAAAGAAUUCUAUGUUAGCCGCGUUGGUCAUGGAAGAUCAUCCUGGGUUUGUUUAUUUUGCAGAUAACGUUGGUGGCCGGUUUCUGACGUGACCGUUAUUUUGGUCUUUCUGUUCACAUGUUUGAAAGGAAGCCAGCUGUUCUGCAGAAAGUCUUGGACCUAAAAAUACUCUCAUUACGUCAUGACUUUAAAAGAAUUUAUUUGCCAGGCUUGUGUAACCACCUUUCCAGUGUGUGCUGCCCGAAAAGCGACCUACUAUUGAUGAAGUCAGAACCAAUGAUGAGCCUAUUUUGUUUAAAAAAACGAAACAAACGAAAAAAAAAAAAAAAAGCCAAACUUUUGACUGGACAAUGCGCGAAUGUUUGUUGGCAGUUGUCAGUUCUGCAGAGCUCUCUGAUGCCCUGAUGUUGCCUUCCUGAUGUUGCCCAUCGGUCUGUGUGCGAUCUCCCCUUGUGUUUCUUUUCUGUACCCGAUUUCAAAUGUCUGCUUUGGUGGUAACGUCUGACUAAUUAGUUAUACACAUUUAUGGCAUUAAACACAGUUUUAAGCAUCUCUCUA